Microthlaspi erraticum is the source of this 1469-nucleotide messenger RNA. The record is from the annotation of a GenBank genome assembly. Lineage: Eukaryota; Viridiplantae; Streptophyta; Magnoliopsida; Brassicales; Brassicaceae.
AAGAAAGCACACCAUCGUCCAGUGAUAACCAUUACACAGUUGAUGUUGCAGCAUUGACACCUUCACAGAAUCUAUACGCUUUGAUGCAGUGCACGCCGGAUCUUUCUUCUGGUGAUUGUGAAAAAUGUCUCCAACACCAGUCAUGUUGUGGUCAGAGGCAAGGAGGCGUUAUUAUGAAGCCAAACUGCUAUUUCCGUUGGGAUGUGGUUGCAUUCUACAAGGUUUUUGAUAAUAUUUCUGUGGCUUAUCGUCCUCCUCCUCCUUCUGAUGGUAGUAGAAAAAUGUCAACAAGAGUUAUUGCGGCAAUUGUUGUUCCCAUUGUAGUCAUCAUUAUCAUCAUCAUCAUCGUGGUACUAAUUAUUCGGCGAUCUGCUCUACUUUGCUGGAAGAAAAAACCAUUUCAAGAAUUUGAUUUUUCUCAAUCUGGUAUCUCAGCUGUACGUUCCCUCCAAUUUGAUUUUAAGGCAAUUGAAUUUGCAACAGACAAGUUUAGUAACAAGCUUGGUCAAGGUGGAUUCGGCGAAGUUUUUAAGGGUACGUUGCUUAAUGGAACAGAAGUUGCUGUGAAGAGGCUAUCGAAAACAUCAUCACAAGGUGCACUAGAAUUCAAGAACGAGGUUGUUGUUGUUGCAAAACUUCAGCACAAGAAUCUUGUUAGGCUUCACGGCUUUUGUCUAGAAGGAGAAGAAAAGAUCCUUAUUUAUGAAUUUGUCCCUAACAAGAGCCUUGAUUACUUCCUCUUUGAUCCAACAAAGAAAGGGGAAUUAGACUGGACAAAACGAUACAACAUUAUCGGGGGAAUCACUAGAGGAAUUCUAUAUCUUCAUCAUGAUUCGCGGCUCACAAUCAUACACCGUGAUCUCAAAGCAAGUAACAUUCUCUUAGAUGCCGAUAUGAACCCUAAAAUUGCUGAUUUUGGAAUGGCCAGAAUUUUUGAGAUGCACCAAAACGGAGCAAAUACAAACAGGAUAGUUGGGACAAGAGGAUACAUGCCCCCAGAAUAUGUAAUGCAUGGACAGUUCUCAACGAAAUCAGAUGUCUAUAGUUUCGGAGUCUUAGUUCUUGAGAUUAUAUGUGGUCGACAGAACAUGUUUGUCCACCAAGCAGACACUACUACAGUUGAGAAUUUGGUCACAUACGCUUGGAGAUUGUGGAGAGACGGGAGACCAUUAGAACUUGUGGAUUCAACCAUUUCAGAGAAUUGUCAGACCGAAGAAGUGACAAGAUGCAUCCACGUUGCGUUGCUAUGUGUUCAACACGAUCCCACAGAUCGUCCUGACCUGUCCACAAUCGACAUGAUGCUCACUAGGAACUCCCUAAACUUACCUCUUCCUCAAACACCUGGAUUCUUCUUUCCAAAUAGACGCAGUUACCGAGAACAAGAUGGCAUCGUGUCUAUCCAAUCUACGAUCACGUCCAAUUCAUACACUAACAAUGAUCUAACCAUUACAGAUCUGGAACCUCGUUGA